Messenger RNA from Nomia melanderi (Alkali bee), 833 nucleotides. NCBI's taxonomy places the organism in Eukaryota, Metazoa, Arthropoda, Insecta, Hymenoptera, Halictidae. The record is from RefSeq and is a predicted model, not a curated record.
UCGAUUGGUGAACUGGUUGGACAGUAUGGGGGCGAUUUCUAUACCAACCUUGCACGUGAUCGGAUUCAGCCUUGGCGCAGAGAUCGCUGGGUUUAUGGGGAAAGCCCUGUCACCGCGAAAAAAAGGGUUUAUUCCAGGUCGGUCGCAUCACAGGUUUAGACGCAGCCUAUCCUCUAUACAUGAACGCUGGCCGAGAAGGACACCUAACAGCAGCUGACGCUAUGUUUGUGGACGUGAUCCACACAGACGGUGGGAACUUUGGGUUUCCCAAUCCUCUAGGUCACGUGGACUUCUAUCCAAACGGUGGUAAACCGAUUCAACCUGGAUGCAAUCUGGGCAGCGUGAUCCGUAGGACCAUAUCACGAUUGAUCAAUGAGUACAUCGUCUGUGGACACAAUCGAGCAUGGAUGUUAUACGUAGAAUCAGUGAUGAAUCCAUUCGGUUUCCCGGCCAGCGUGUGUCCAAAAUGGCAUCCCAACAUCCGAGCAAAUUGCGCCUGGACCCCAGACGUCCUGAUGGGAUUCGCUGUCAACGUGAAAGUCAGGGGCAAGUUCUACUUGAGAACCAACCCUGAAUCACCUUUCGCCAGGAAUACCACCGGAUACAUAUUUAAGUGACUCCCAGGGGAUCGAGUUUGGAUGAACCAGACGCGCAGCAUCGAAGUCACUAGCAAUUUUUACAGUGCACUCCUCUCUAUUCGGGGGAGUUUAGCUUCCUCCCUACGGGAAAUAAUGGAAACAAUGGUGCAAAGUUUGUUCCUUCAGUAUUAUUUUGUUAUAUACACAUUAACCCUUUAUAGGGCAAAUUAUUUUUCUGAUGAUUCGUAUUCCCUA